Messenger RNA from Anastrepha ludens (Mexican fruit fly), 965 nucleotides. RefSeq names its product peritrophin-55. Gene Ontology annotation, molecular function: chitin binding. The coding region runs from base 66 to 869 and encodes 267 amino acids. NCBI's taxonomy places the organism in Eukaryota, Metazoa, Arthropoda, Insecta, Diptera, Tephritidae. The transcript is spliced from 2 exons. The record is from RefSeq and is a predicted model, not a curated record.
GUUUAACUUGGAAUCGUUUGAACAGCAGGACUAACAACAGCGCAAGGAAUAAAAUAUAGCCAGACAUGAGAGUAUUUGCACUGACCGUAACGACACUCUGCCUGGCAGUCGUGGCACAAGGCUCCGUCGACUAUCAAUUGUCAUGCGAUCGUGAUGAGAUCGGCAUACGUUGGCCGAGUUACCACAGUAAUUCAGAAUAUUACAUGUGCACACAUGUUGGAGGUAGGCAGCUCAAAAUGAGCUGUGGUCCUGGUGAACUUUUCACUUUCGUACUACAAGCGUGCACCACACCCGGAAGGUUCAUUCCACCACCACCAGCGGGAAUUUUACCACUAAGCUCUUCAUUUAAACAAACAUCUCACGCGGAAAAGGAAUCAGUUAAUGAUGUGAAGAUACCAAAACCCUUGUAUCCCAUCGGUGAUCAACCACCAGUAAUUGUAAAUUCACAAAGCUCACCAGUUUCGAUUUUGGAACAUCUGAAGCCACCAAGCCUAGAGAAACCCGUUAGCGAACCUCCACAUGCGGACCAAACCGACGAUGAGAAAUCCAGCAAUUCUAAAGAACUAGAAGAAUCAGUGUUGCCAUCGCUGCCCGGCAAACCUAAACCAUCGAAGGUACUAUCAACCGACAUCACUGUACCAGUGCCACCCACUCCAGAACCUACACCUCCAGUCGUAAAGAAGCAACCCGGCAAGAAACCGCCGCCAGCAAAUAAUAAUAACAAAUCAGUCGAAACCGGGAAGAAGCCACCAACACCGCCAAAGAAAAAUAAACUUGAGCCAAAUAAUAAUAGCAAAUCAAUUGAACCAACGAAGAAGUCACUGACGCCGCCAAAGAAAAAUAAGCCAAUGCCACCAACUCAGUCGUAGAGAAGAGUGAACGGAGUGCAAAGACUCGAUUUAAAUUUUAAACCUCCUUAUUCAAAAUAAUUUUAUGAGUACAGUCAGUUAAUCAAGCGGAAUUUC